Molecule: messenger RNA, 727 nt
Organism: Morus notabilis
Lineage: Eukaryota; Viridiplantae; Streptophyta; Magnoliopsida; Rosales; Moraceae
Product: thioredoxin F-type, chloroplastic
Exons: 3
Coding region: 14-568 (184 amino acids)
Source: RefSeq, a predicted model, not a curated record
CUCCACUCCAACAAUGGCUCUCCGAUCGUGCAGUACUCUCUCUCCUCAGUCCGUCAGGUCUCCACCGUCGUUACCCUGCGCCGCGAAGCAGCAGAUCGCGCUCCCGUCUUCGUCUUCCUCCAGCUGCUUCGGUUCGAAGAAGAAUGUGGUUCUGAGGUUCAGUGGUGGAGCCGGCACAAAGAGGGCUGGGUCCUACAGUCGCAGUGUUAGGUCAAGCUUGGAGACCCUGCGUCCCACCGUCGGGAAGGUCACCGAGGUCAACAAAGACAGCUUCUGGCCGAUCGUCAACGCCGCCGGCGAUAAGACCGUCGUUCUCGACAUGUACACCCAAUGGUGUGGCCCUUGCAAGGUGAUAGCCCCCAAAUUUCAGGAACUGUCAGAAAAGUAUCUUGAUGUUGUCUUCCUAAAGCUGGAUUGUAAUCAAGAUAACAAGGCUCUGGCGAAAGAGCUUGGGAUUAGGGUUGUUCCAACUUUCAAGAUUUUGAAGGACAGCAAGAUUGUGAAAGAAGUUACUGGGGCCAAAUUUGACGACUUAGUUGUUGCUAUAGAUACAGUCAGAUCAAGCUGAAGCCUCUCUUGUUUUACUUGUAAAAUGUUAAUAAUAUAGUGAAGACAUUCACUUCAAACUAAUCAUUGUACUUGUAUGUAUUUAUGGACCUUUUGAACAUAUUUACAUCUCUUCUUCAAAAAGAGUACCACCACUUAAUCACCUACUAGUAAUGCAUCA